UGGCGGCGGAAGAUGGAGCCGGAUUCGGCGCAGCGGCAGCUCUCGGUCACCAUCGCUCACAUCGUGCAGCGGCUCCGGGGCUCGAAACUACACUCGGAGCUGGAACGGGAGGCCAGGACUUGCCUUCACAAAUCUGAAGUUCGGAUUGAAUCUUUGAAGGAGGAUCUGAAGGACUUCUUACGGAAAUCAGAGAAAUAUGGAAAUGAAGAACCAGCUAGGGUGAACUGGGAAAAGCGUGUUCUGAAAAGUUUAAACAGCAUGUGUGCAGAGCUGGCUAUUCCUUUAGCAAAAAAGAGGUCAACAGAUGAACAGAAGGAGCUUUUGAACAAGUGGAAUGAGAUGGGGACUGAUGAACCAGAUUUGAGCCAGUUCCGACCAGUAUAUGCCCCGAAAGAUUUUCUAGAGGUGCUAAUUAAUCUUCGUAAUCCAAAUUAUGAUGGUGGUGAUCCAACUGGUCUGCGCAGUAGCUGGGGCUUAAUCAGUAUUCCUUUGCCAGUAAAAGACCUUCCCGAGCUGAGGGAUCUGUUUGCUGAGCUAGCUUUAAACUAUGAACAACUUGGAAUUGAUGACUCGAUGCAGAUCCCUACAGAGUUGUUUGAAAGUGAGUAUAUACGUCUUGGUCAAAGAGUUUUGUCUGAACAAGACAGUGCUGCAGCUCAGCAGUACAUUCGACAGGGUUGUCCUACAGGACUACGAGCAGAUAUGUGGGCACUCAUUCUGAAUAUUGAUAAUCAACUGGAGGUAAUGAACUUCUCAUUAUGCUACCUUUUAUGA
This is a messenger RNA of Rhincodon typus (whale shark), 774 nucleotides long. Its product is annotated as TBC1 domain family member 19. The record is from RefSeq and is a predicted model, not a curated record. NCBI's taxonomy places the organism in Eukaryota, Metazoa, Chordata, Chondrichthyes, Orectolobiformes, Rhincodontidae. Bases 13 to 774 code for a protein of 253 amino acids. The transcript has 10 exons.